UGAAAUACCGUUACUUUGUUUCUUGGUGUAGCAAUAACUGAAAAAUUGGUCUCUCUGUUCUCUUCCAUCCACAAAGGUUACCAAAUCUCACGGCAGCACCACACAACCUUUGAACAAUUCAUAGUUACCUUAAACAUUCAGAAAACUUUAUAAUUAACCCCACACUAGUGCCGAUAUCUUAGGCAUUUUCACAUGUAACACAACUAUUCUCGCCCUCUUUUUCCUUCAUAAAUAAACUCUCUUUCUCUCAAAGUUUCUCAUUCAUCACUUUCACAAACAAUUUUCUCUCCCUUUGUUGCAACUAUGGCUACAUCUUCACCACCAUUGAAAGAUGAACUUGACAUUGUGAUUCCAACUAUAAGGAACCUUGAUUUCUUGGAAAUGUGGAGGCCAUAUUUUGAACCUUAUCAUUUGAUCAUUGUUCAAGAUGGUGACCCUUCAAAAACUAUUAAGGUUCCACCUGGUUUUGAUUAUGAACUUUAUAAUAGGAAUGAUAUUAAUAAGCUUCUUGGUCCUAGGGCUUCUUGCAUUUCAUUCAAGGACUCUGCAUGUCGUUGCUUUGGUUACAUGGUUUCUAAGAAGAAGUACAUCUUCACUAUUGAUGAUGAUUGCUUUGUUGCCAAUGAUCCAUCUGGAAAACAAAUCAAUGCACUUGAGCAGCACAUUAAGAACCUUUUGUGUCCAUCAACUCCAUUGUUUUUCAAUACCCUUUAUGAUCCUUUUAGAGAAGGUGCUGAUUUUGUUCGUGGAUACCCUUUUAGUCUUCGUGAAGGUGUCCCAACAGCUAUUUCUCAUGGACUUUGGCUCAACAUCCCAGAUUAUGAUGCUCCUACUCAGCUUGUCAAGCCUCUUGAGAGGAACACUAGGUAUGUGGAUACUGUUCUUACCAUACCAAAAGGAACAUUGUUUCCAAUGUGUGGAAUGAAUUUGGCAUUUGAUCGUGAUCUGAUUGGACCAGCUAUGUAUUUUGGUCUCAUGGGAGAUGGCCAGCCAAUUGGACGUUAUGAUGACAUGUGGGCUGGCUGGUGCUGCAAGGUAAUCUGUGAUCAUUUGGGACUUGGAAUCAAGACUGGUCUCCCCUAUAUCUUUCAUAGCAAAGCAAGUAACCCAUUUGUGAAUCUAAGGAAAGAGUACAAAGGCAUUUUCUGGCAGGAAGACAUCAUUCCAUUUUUUCAAAGUCUUGCUCUUCCAAAAGAAGCCACAACUGUUCAAAAGUGUUACAUUGAAAUGUCCAAACAAGUCAAGGAAAAACUUGGAAAGAUUGAUCCUUAUUUUGACAAGCUUGCAGAUGCUAUGGUCACUUGGAUUGAAGCUUGGGAUCAACUUAACCCUGCUAAAAAAGCUUAAGCCAAUGACAACUUCUAAACCAAUCUUGGUUAAUUACAAAUACAGCCUUUGGUCUUGAAUUUGAAUUUGAGUUAUUUAUAUACAUUAUGUACUUUAUUGUCAAGUAUUUUGUUUUUCAUAUUAUUCUGACUUAGAAUUUGCAGCAUUGUUAGCUGAAAUUCUAAUUUCAAACAAUAAAGUACAAUGAUCUAGGUCAUUGUUUACUUGUGAUUUUUGUUUUAUGAUGAGUGCUAGAGAUGAUUAUUGGACCUUAUAUCAUUUUGGAAGCAAUGUGUUUUUUUUUUAUGUGAAGCAUAUGUUAUUGGAAGAAUAUUAAUGUUUUUGUUCA
This is a messenger RNA of Medicago truncatula (barrel medic), 1675 nucleotides long. RefSeq names its product UDP-arabinopyranose mutase 1. The transcript has 4 exons. Lineage: Eukaryota; Viridiplantae; Streptophyta; Magnoliopsida; Fabales; Fabaceae. Gene Ontology annotation, molecular function: UDP-arabinopyranose mutase activity. The coding region runs from base 304 to 1347 and encodes 347 amino acids. Gene Ontology annotation, cellular component: Golgi apparatus; plant-type cell wall; cytosol. Gene Ontology annotation, biological process: UDP-L-arabinose metabolic process; plant-type cell wall organization or biogenesis. The record is from RefSeq and is a predicted model, not a curated record.